AAACAUAGCUAGUUUUGCGUUAUCGGACCAGCGUCGACGACACCGUUUUCGAUGGAGGUUAUAGUAACAUGAGAGCACGCUUCGCUCUUCCUCCUCGAUCCACAAAACAGAUGAAGUUUUGCCGAGGGUUAUGACUCCGAUUCAGCGAUGCCGAUGUCGCCCAAGGUCUUCCACUCACGCCCGACCUCCCGUUUCCGCCGCCUCUCCUCGUCCGUCUUCUCCCUCGCUUGCCUAAUCUUCGGCAUCACCGGACUCCUCUUCGGCGUAUUCUCCGUCACGAGACCCUCCGGAGAGUGCCCCGAUGUGAAGCCUAGGUCGGUCUCCGUCGUGUGGGAUCGCAGCGGCCACGGUGGCGGAAGUUUAAACGACGUCGGAGCGUCGAAGCGGCACAAGGUGAUGGCUUUCGUUGGGAUCCAGACGGGGUUUGGAUCCGUCGGCCGGAGGAAAGCCAUCAGGCAGACGUGGUUGUCCUCCGAUCGUCAAGGUCUUCUCCGUUUGGAAGAAGCGACUGGCUUGGCUUUCAGAUUUGUUAUAGGAAAGACCGAAGAUAAAUCAAAAAUGGCAGCCCUUCAAAAGGAGGUGAAUGUGUACGAUGAUUUCAUGCUUAUAGAUAUUGAAGAAGAGUACAGCAAUCUUCCACAUAAAACAUUAGCUUUCUUCAAAACUGCAUUUGCACUUUAUGAUUCUGAUUUCUAUGUGAAAGCCGAUGAUGACAUAUAUUUGAGGCCAGAUCGUCUUUCUUUGCUUUUGGCAAAAGAACGACCGCAUACUCGAACGUAUCUUGGAUGCAUGAAGAACGGUCCUGUGGUAACUGACCCUAACAUGAAAUGGUACGAGCCACUGUCACACCUGUUUGGUGAGAUUUACUUUCUUCAUGCUUAUGGCCCAAUAUAUGCGCUUUCAGCUGAUGUAGUUUCGAGCUUGGUUGCUUUGAGAAACGACAGUUUCCGAAUAUUCAGCAAUGAGGAUGUCACAAUAGGUUCCUGGAUGCUUGCAAUGAAUGUCAAUCAUGAGAACAACCAUGCUCUCUGUGCUAGCGACUGCUCAUCAUCAUCAAUUGCUGUUUGGGAUAUUCCAAGAUGCUCAGGGCUGUGCAAUCCAGAAGUGAAGAUGCUGGAGCUUCACAAAAAGGAGAUCUGUUCAGGAGCUUCAACAUUCUCAGAUGAAUGAGAAAAAGCUCGGAAACGUGGAAAUUAGUAGUAGAAGAAAAAAAACGACUUAGGAGCAGAACAAAGUGACAGAUCUUAUUAGGAGAAAAUGGUGACAUCGAGACAACUACAGAAUGUAGAUUGAGAUUAUUCUUGAAUAAUAUUAUUCAUUUUUAUUCU
This is a messenger RNA of Zingiber officinale, 1328 nucleotides long. Its product is annotated as probable beta-1,3-galactosyltransferase 14. Lineage: Eukaryota; Viridiplantae; Streptophyta; Magnoliopsida; Zingiberales; Zingiberaceae. Gene Ontology annotation, molecular function: hexosyltransferase activity. Gene Ontology annotation, cellular component: Golgi membrane. The transcript has 7 exons. Bases 148 to 1170 code for a protein of 340 amino acids. The record is from RefSeq and is a predicted model, not a curated record.